Molecule: messenger RNA, 657 nt
Organism: Insectozyma verbasci
Lineage: Eukaryota; Fungi; Ascomycota; Pichiomycetes; Serinales; Debaryomycetaceae
Source: the annotation of a GenBank genome assembly
AUGAAUUUUCAAACUUUAUUAUUCACAUUAUUUUUAUGUUUAGUUCAAUUUGUUUCAGCUUAUCCAAUUACUAAAAGAUUUAUUAUAAGUCCAUCAUCACCGGUCUUUUCAUUAAUUGCAAUUCAUAAAGGUGAAGAAUUUCAAGCUAAUUUAGUUAAAUUCAAUGGUACUUCAAUUAAAUUAAACACAAAAGAUAAAGCAUUAUUCGGUCAAAUUGAAGCUUCAAAUGGUUACGUCUUAAACUUACCAAGCUUAAACUCAACUAAUGCUACCAAUACAACUAUUGAUGUUUUAGUUAACAGCCAAAAUCAAUUAGUUUCAACUACUAGAAAUGGUUCAGCUUCAGAACAUUUUGGUAUUAAUAAUACCUUCUUAACUUUCAACAACUCAACUCAAUUCAGAGCUUGUCCAGAAACUCCAUUAAAUGCAACUACCAACUCAAGCUCAAUUGAGUAUGACUUAUUCUUUGAUCCAAGAAACAACACUAGAUGUGAAUUCGGUACUGGUUAUGAUGUUAAAUUAUUAGUUCAAGUUAGUUUACCAAUUACUUUCAAUGAACAAACCAACAGUGCUGAUAUCUUCUCAAACUUGAAAAGAGAUGCAAUUGAACAAGAAGAAGGUUUAUUCAAAAGAUUAUACUCAAAAAUUUUCAACUAA